This is a messenger RNA of Iphiclides podalirius (scarce swallowtail), 1731 nucleotides long. The record is from the annotation of a GenBank genome assembly. NCBI's taxonomy places the organism in Eukaryota, Metazoa, Arthropoda, Insecta, Lepidoptera, Papilionidae.
AUGGCGAUCAUAAUGCACGGUGACGCCGCGUUCGCCGGCCAGGGCGUGGUCUACGAGACGACACACAUCGGCCAGCUGCCCAACUUCACCACCCACGGCAGCAUCCACAUCGUCGUCAACAACCAGAUCGGGUACACAACGGAUCCUAGGUUCGCUAGGGGCUCGCCUUACUGCACAGACGUGGCGAAAUGCGUGGACGCGCCGAUCCUGCACGUGAACGGCGACGACGCCGAGGCGGUGGCGCACGUGGCGCGCGUCGCGAUCGAGUACCGGUGCCGUUUCAAGAGGGACGUGGUGCUCGACCUGGUGUGCUACCGCCGCUUCGGCCACAGCGAGGAGGACGAGCCGAUGUUCACGCAGCCCUUCAUGUACAAGAAGAUCAAGACGAUGCAGACCGUUGACAAGAUAUACGCGGAAAAGGUGAAGGCGGAAGGUGUGGUCACCGACAGCGAGAUCAAGAAAUGGGAGAAGGAGUACAUGGACACGCUGAACGAGCACUUUGAGCUCGCGAAGAAGGUGACCAAGCUUAGCAUCAUGGCCUGGAUCGACACACCUUGGACCGGUUUCUUCGAAGCAAGGGAUCCCAAAAAGGUGGAAGAAACUGGUAUUAGUGAGGUGUCCCUGAUGACCAUCGCCAAUCACUUCUGCAAACCGCCCGAGAAGUGGGCAUUCGAAAUUCACAAAGGCAUCCACAGAAUAUUGGAUAAUCGGUCGAAGAUGGUGAAGGAGGGAAUUGCCGAUUGGGCAAUGGGUGAAGCCCUGGCAUACGGCUCCCUCCUCCGGGACCAGGUUCAUAUCCGGCUGACCGGCGAAGACGUUGAGAGGGGCACGAUGGCGCACAGACACCACGUGUAUCACCACCAGGGCGUAGAUGGCGCCACCUACCGUGUUCUUGACACCAUUUACCCUGAUCAGGCCAAGUACUCGCUUCACAACAGCUCCUUGUCGGAGUUUGGCAUCCUCGGUUUCGAGACCGGCUACUCGUACUACAGCCCCAACCAAUUGUCCAUCUGGGAGGCGCAGUACGGCGACUUCGCGGACACCGCCCAGCCGAUCUUCGACACGUUCACCUGCAACGGCGAGAGCAAGUGGAUCUGCCAGUCGGGCAUCGUCAUCGCUCUGCCGCACGGCAUCGACGGGGCGGGUCCAGAACACUCGUCCGCCAGGAUCGAACGUUACCUAACUCAGUGCGAUGACGAUGAGGACAAUAUACCGGACUUGGAUGACAAAAAUAUGGUCUUGAAGCAACUGAAGGCGGCCAACUGGUUCGUCUGCAACGUCACCAACCCGGCGAACUACUUCCACCUGCUGCGGCGGCAGAUAGCGCUGCCGUUCCGCAAGCCGCUCGUCCUGUGCACGCCCAAGGUGGGCCUGAAGCACCCCUACUACAGGUCCCCCUUCAAGGACUUCCUGUUCGGCACAAGCUUCCAGAGGGCUAUUCCGGAGGCCGGGCCGGCCUCCAAGAACCCAGGCGGCGUGAAGAAGCUCAUCUUCUGCUCCGGCAAGGUGGCCAUUACCAUCGACGAGCUUCUUAAGGAGAAGAAACUUCAGGACAAGGUGGCGAUGUGCCGCAUAGAGCAGCUCUACCCGUUCCCCUACGACAUCGUGCUGAAGGAGUUCUGCAAGUACCCGAAGGCGAGGGUGGCGUUCUGCCAGGAGGAGCACAAGAACCAGGGGCCCUGGUUGUACUGCAAGGUCAGGAUGGAGAACCUCUUCGGGAAGAAGAUCGAG